AUCAGCGAAAUCCUUGCAAGUGAAUCGUCAAUUAAGCAAUCGAAAUGAAAGUGUUUAUACUUAUUGCGCUGUUUGCCCUUUCGUGCCAUGCGCAGCAUCACAACCAGCAUCAGCACCAGCAGCAGCAGCAUCAUGCCCACCUCAAUGCUAACAAUAUACCGCGUGAUGAGAAGGCGGACCAUCGGCGUGAGGAUCAACGCGAGACCAGCACCUGGAUACCCAUACUGAAGUACAACAAGGAGCAGAGCGAGGAUGGAAGCUACAAGACCGAAUACGAGACUGGCAACAACAUCAUACACGAGGAGACGGGCUUCCUCAAGGACUUCGACACCAAUCCCAAUGGCGUCCUGGUGCAGCACGGCCAAUACUCCUACCAAUCACCAGACGGCACCCACGUCAACGUUCAGUACACGGCCGAUGAGAAUGGUUUCCGCGCCACAGGGGAUCAUAUACCCACUCCGCCAGCAAUACCUGAGGAGAUACAGAAGGGUCUGGAUCAGAUCUAUGCCGGCAUCAAGCUGCAGCAGGAGCGCCUGGAGCAGCGUGCCAAGAGCGAUCCCGGCUUUGCCAAGAAGCUGGAGGAGCGACGCCUGGCCAACCAGAAUGGCCAGUACAUUGGCCUGCUGGAGAAUUAGUAGAGAGUCGACGCUCACACAACGUAAACCAAAACCUCUCAACCAGAUAACGUGCUGCAUUUUUUGAACAUUUUCCAAAUUUCCAAAUUUUUACAACUUUACAACUUGCCUCCUUCACUGACCAUAACCAGCCGAGAGACUGUGAUUUCUGCUAUAAAUUCUACAAAAAAACAAAAG
Messenger RNA from Drosophila arizonae, 812 nucleotides. RefSeq names its product cuticular protein 49Ah (gene Cpr49Ah). Gene Ontology annotation, molecular function: structural constituent of chitin-based larval cuticle. Lineage: Eukaryota; Metazoa; Arthropoda; Insecta; Diptera; Drosophilidae. Gene Ontology annotation, cellular component: chitin-based extracellular matrix. The record is from RefSeq and is a predicted model, not a curated record.